Messenger RNA from Durio zibethinus, 2304 nucleotides. The record is from RefSeq and is a predicted model, not a curated record. Lineage: Eukaryota; Viridiplantae; Streptophyta; Magnoliopsida; Malvales; Malvaceae.
UCCACUGCUCGUGCCUCUUUAUCUUCUUUCUUUCUUUCUUUCAAUUUUUCUAUAUAUAGCCAUUGGUUUUAGCCUCCAUAUAUAUAUAUAUAUAUAUAUAUAUCCUUCCUGGACACAGACAAAUCAAAACGUGCAAGUUAUGGCUCCUCCUGGCUUGUUAAGUUUGGCUGUGUUCUUAUGUCUCCUGGUUUUCCUAGUCGAGCCUCAUAGCGCAUAUGGCUCGAGCCGUGGUUCGUUUGGAAGACACAACGGUGCUGCCGCUUCGGCAGUCAAUGGAAUAUGCGCCACCUCAGUGACUAUCUAUGGUUACAAAUGUCAGGAACAUGAAGUAAGAGCAUCAAACAACAAACGUUUGACACAAACCUUUUGGUGUUACUUCGAACAUGGAUUUGACAGAGAAGUGGCUAAUGAAAUUAAUUGGUUAUUUGCAUUAAUUAAUUUUCAGGUGAAAACCCAAGAUGGAUACAUCCUUAACAUGCAAAGAAUUCCACAGGGACGUGUCGUUGGAGGUAGUGCUGGUGGGAACAAGAAGCAGCCAAUACUGAUACAACAUGGUGUCCUUGUGGAUGGAAUGACAUGGCUCCUGAAUUCACCAGAACAAAAUCUGCCAAUGAUUUUGGCUGAUAAAGGUUUUGAUGUGUGGAUUGCUAACACUAGAGGGACUAGAUUCAGCAGAAAGCACGUUUCCCUAGACCCUGGCCAGCUGGAGUUCUGGAACUGGUCAUGGGAUGAACUGGUGAGUUAUGAUCUACCAGCUGUUUUUGACUUUGUGUUCAGCCAGACAGGGCAGAAGAUUCAUUACAUUGGUCAUUCCCUGGGAACUCUUAUAGGUUUGGCAUCCUUCUCAGAGGGCCAUCAGGCGGACAAGCUGAAAUCCGCAGCAUUUUUAAGCCCAAUUGCUUACUUAAGCCACAUGAAUACUGCACUUGGUAUGGUUUCUGCCAAAGCCUUUGUUGGUGAGAUCACUAAAUUGUUUGGAGUAGCAGAAUUCAAUCCAAAAGGACAGAAAGUAUCAAUCUUUCUCAAGUCUUUGUGCAAUUAUCCCGGAGUUGACUGCUAUGACCUAUUAAGUUCACUUACUGGUAAAAAUUGCUGUCUCAAUUCUUCCACAGUUGAGCUUUUCAUAAAGAACGAACCCCAACCCACAUCAACCAAAAACAUGGUGCACUUAGCUCAAACUGUUCGAGAUGGGGUUAUUGCGAAAUACAACUAUGGUAGACCAGACUAUAAUCUGAUGCAUUACGGAGAAUCCAAACCACCUAUUUACAACAUCUCCAACAUUCCUCAUGACCUUCCUAUCUUCAUUAGCUAUGGAGGGAAAGAUGCUCUCUCUGAUGUUCGAGAUGUUCAGCUAUUGCUUGAUAGUUUGAAGUUCCAUGAUGUAGACAAGCUCAUGAUUCAAUAUAUCAAGGAUUAUGCUCAUGCGGAUUUCAUUAUGGGAAUAAAUGCCAAUGAUAUUGUGUAUAAUCAAAUUGUUCAGUUCUUUAAAAAUCAGAAAUGAUCCUCAAAGAGUCCAAUCAGUUUAUGUGAUAGAUCUUGUUUUUUACUAUCAAAUAAAUCAUUUAACACGACAGAAUCUGUUCAAAGCCAGCUGAUUGAGAUCAUGUAGACAACUAUCCUGGGUAACAAUCUGUUUGGUAACCUGGAAAAGCAGUUUUUAUCAUUUCUACUUGUAUUUGAAAUAUGCCAUUCUAAAUAGUAAACUGAUCUGUCUGGACUAUUUGGUAGGUAGCAUGACCAAAAUAAGAAGCCAGAAAAAGUUCUUUUUUAUCAGCCGUAUUAAUGAAUGAUAUUCCAAAUAUUGACCAUAUGUGGUAAAGAUAACAGGCAGGUUUUCAGCUUCCUUUACUUGUAUGUCUGCCCUUGUUUAUCUGAUAUCUCUGUUUAGUAUAUUUGUGCUUCCAGAAAGCCCCCAGCUGAAAAUGAUCACCAUGAUAGCUUUGUUUAAACGCCAAGUUUCUGUGACCUCUAACCAACUAGAUUUUGCUUUGCGGGCAAUCCAAAAACAUCGACAACACUUAUCAAAUUCCAUUAACAUUGCCCUUCUUUUGUUUUAGAAUUACUGGCAUCCCCAACCAGCAUUGACUUAUUGAAGGGAUUGUGUUAAAUUGUGCUUCCAAGGGCAAUAUGGUAUAUUUGUCUAUCAUGUGAAAGUAUCAUGAUUUAUAAAUAGUGUGGAUCAAAAAUUCAUGGCAUGAUGAGGAAGCGUUAGUUCUGAUAGAGACUGUCAACAACAUUUAAAGGUUUCUUUAUAUAUAUAUAUAUAUAUAGAUACACCAAAGCUGUCAUAGACUCAUAGCAACA